AUGGCAGACGAGCGCGUACCGAGCGACAUCGAGGCCCGCGCGGGCCUGACGGCGCCCCCGGAGACCCCAGUGACGGCCUCUGAAACGACGGCAGCGAGUGCGGCGAGCGUCGCGAGCGACAAGGAGAAACCCCUCGACGGCAAGGGCAAGAAGGAGAAGAAGAAGGAGCGCGGUCUGACGGCAGGCGAUUCUGAGCUCGAGGAACUGCCGAACAACAACCUGCUUCUGGUCGUGCCCUGCCUUGGACUGGUGCUCUUCCUGGCCGCGCUCGACCAGACCAUCAUCGCGACGGCUCUGCCCAUCAUCGCGUCCAAGUUCAACGCCACGCCCUCCGAGUACUCCUGGGUCAUCACCUCUUACCAGCUGGCAAUGACGCUCCUGACGCCCGUGAACGGGCGUGUGUCGGACAUUAUCGGGCGGAAACCUAUCCUCUACGCCGCGAUUGUCGUCUUCACCGUGUUCAGUGCGCUCUGCGGCGCGGCCAAGAGCAUGAAGUGGCUAAUCAUUGCGCGCGCGUUCCAAGGCUUGGGCGGCGGAAGCAUCAUCGGGAUGACGUCCAUUGUCAUUUCGGACAUUGUCCCCCUCGAGAAGCGUGGCAAGUACCAGGGUAUCAUGGGCGCGAGCUGGGGCGUGGCUGCCGUUGUUGGCCCGCUGCUCGGCGGCGCGCUGACGGACCGCGUCUCGUGGCGCUGGUGCUUCUACAUCAACCUGCCGACUUGCGGCGUCGCCUUCAUCCUGCUCGCGCUCACGCUCAAGCUCAACCCGACACGCAAGAUGACAUGGCCCAUGUUCAUGCGCACGUUCGACUUCCUCGGCAUGGCGCUCAUCAUGGCCGGCGGAGCGUGUCUCAUCGUCGGCUUCUCCUUUGCGGCCGACUAUGGCUUCGGCCGCCCCUCGGCCUAUGCGCUGAUUACCGUUGGCGGCGUGCUCUUCUUCGCCGGCAUCGCCAACUGCCUCUUCACGAAACGCAAUGCCGUCAUCCCCACGCGCGCGUUCAAGGUCCGCACGACGCUCUUCUUCAUGAUCGCGUCCACGCUCCAUGCCGCCGCGUUCAUUCCGACCAAUGUCGUGCUGCCUCAGUUCUUCCAGGGCGUGCAUGGCGCCGAUGCGCUGCAGAGCGGUAUCCAGCUGCUUCCCUAUGCCAUCUUCGUGUCUUGGUCGACGGUCGUCGCGGGUCAGAUCCAGAGUCGUCUGCGCAUUGUUAGGCCCGUGCCGUGGGUCGGAUACGCGAUCGGUAUCCUCGGAUACGGGCUCAUGGUCGCGUACUUUAACUACGACAUCCCGCUAUCAAGGCAGUACGGCCUGCUCAUCAUUCCUGCUGUCGGCGUCGGAUUGUCGCUCCAGUCUCCGCUUCUGAUCUUGCAGGCCGCGAUGCCGCUGAAGGACAUGGCGGCGGUGACGAGUGCGUGGGUGCUGACCCGAUCUUUGGGCGGCUCGAUUGGUAUCUCGCUCUACACCUCGGUCUUCAACGUCGUCCUGCGACACAAAUUUGGUGCCCUGGACCCGCCGUAUCCUCCCCCCAUCACUGCCGAGGGGUACCAGGCCAUGAACCAGCUACCCGACGGACAGGAGAAGACAGAUGUGCACCGCGCCUUUGCCGACUCGUUCAAGCCCGUCUGGAUCAUUGCGCUCGGUCUCCUCGCAGUGUGUCUCGUCAUCACGCUUCCGACGAAGAGCUAUUCGCUCGACCGUCCGCGCGGUGCGGCGGCCAAGGCCGAGGCGGGCGUUGCGGCGACUGGAGCCGAGGGUUCGCCAACCGAGGCCAUCGCCGAGGCGGACGGCAGCAUCCCGAUCGGAGAGAACGGGCAUGUCAAGGCGGUGAUUGACGAGAAUCUGCCCCAGGACAGCGAGUACGUCCUGAAGCGGGAGGAGGCGGCGGAGAGGGGCGAGCCCGAGCUGGGACAGUUUGACGAGAAGACUGCCCCGGUGGGGGUGUAUGAUGAGAAGAAGGUAUAG
Messenger RNA from Trichosporon asahii var. asahii CBS 2479, 1956 nucleotides. RefSeq lists its product as uncharacterized. Lineage: Eukaryota; Fungi; Basidiomycota; Tremellomycetes; Trichosporonales; Trichosporonaceae. The record is from RefSeq and is a predicted model, not a curated record. The transcript has 2 exons. The coding region runs from base 1 to 1956 and encodes 651 amino acids. Gene Ontology annotation, molecular function: transmembrane transporter activity. Gene Ontology annotation, biological process: transmembrane transport.